AUGUCUGUUCCUUACCUCAUGAACAGCCCUACUGGCCAUCUCCCUGCAUCAGAGAGAAUCCCCGUGAUUGCACGGCCUUGGGUGAGCGAACGGGCGAAGAAGACUCUAGAUCUGGUUGAGCGAUUCGUCGAAGAAGAAUGUAUCCCAGCGGAUGCCGUCUUCCAGCAACAGAUUGGCGAGGGAACAGUUGCCCGCUUCGACGCACACCCAAAGGUAAUCGAGGACCUUAAAGCCAAAGCCAGAAAACUUGGGCUGUGGAACAUGUUCCUGCCCAAGAACCACUUCAAGGAGGGCGCUGGCUUCAGCAAUCUUGAGUAUGGCUUGAUGGCAGAAUACUUGGGCAAGAGUAUUACCGCCAGUGAAGCCACCAAUUGUGCCGCCCCAGAUACUGGCAACAUGGAGGUGUUCGCAAAGUAUGGCACCGAGGAGCAGAAAAAGCAGUGGCUUGGCCCUCUACUGAACGGCGAGAUUCGAUCUGCUUUCUUGAUGACCGAGCCGCAAGUUGCCAGCAGUGACGCUACAAACAUUGAGCUCAAUAUGAGGAAGGAUGGUGAUUACUGGGUUCUCAACGGUCAAAAAUGGUGGUCUAGCGGGGCUGGCGACCGCCGAUGUAAGAUUUAUAUCGUCAUGGGAAAGUCAGACCCAAACAACAGCAACGUUCACAAACAGCAAUCCGUCAUCCUUGUCCCCGCAGACGCACCUGGCGUCACUAUCGACCGCAUGCUUUCAGUCAUGGGUUUCGAUGAUGCGCCUCACGGCCACGGUCACAUUACCUUCAAGAAUGUCCGCGUCCAUAAGAGCAACAUGGUCCUUGGAGAGGGUCGUGGUUUUGAGGUUGUCCAGGGACGUCUCGGACCAGGUCGCAUCCACCAUGCAAUGAGAUCUGUUGGCUCCGCCGAAAGAGGCCUGGAAUACUUCCUUGCUCGGUUGAACGACCCAGCGAAGCGACCUUUCGGGAAGCAGCUAUCUGAGCACGGCAUCAUGCUCGAACGUGUUGCCAAGUCACGGAUUGAAAUUGAUUCGGCACGUCUCGCAGUUCUGAACGCCGCCAUAAAGAUCGAUCAGUCAAACGCGAAAGACGCGCUCAAGGAGAUCGCCGAAGUCAAGGUCCAAGUUCCCAACAUGCUUUUGGAGGUCCUUGACCGCGCCAUCCAGGCGUACGGCGGUGCAGGUGUCUCUCAGGACACUCCACUAGCACAGAUGUGGUCCUCGGGUCGGACGAUGAGAAUCGUGGAUGGCCCUGAUGAGGUGCAUAUGCUCCAGUUGGGACGGAAUGAAAACAAGAGGGGCCCUAACUUACUGAAGAGAAUCCAGGCUCAGAAGGAGAAGACGAGGGAGCUCCUCAAGUUCUACGGCCUCCAGGAGAGGGAUGUCUUGGAAUUGAACCGUGUGAACGGUGGCCAGUCCAAAUUGUAG
Exophiala aquamarina CBS 119918 is the source of this 1416-nucleotide messenger RNA. Its product is annotated as acyl-CoA dehydrogenase. The coding region runs from base 1 to 1416 and encodes 471 amino acids. Gene Ontology annotation, molecular function: oxidoreductase activity, acting on the CH-CH group of donors; flavin adenine dinucleotide binding. NCBI's taxonomy places the organism in Eukaryota, Fungi, Ascomycota, Eurotiomycetes, Chaetothyriales, Herpotrichiellaceae. The record is from RefSeq and is a predicted model, not a curated record. The transcript has 4 exons.